Molecule: messenger RNA, 1867 nt
Organism: Amphimedon queenslandica
Lineage: Eukaryota; Metazoa; Porifera; Demospongiae; Haplosclerida; Niphatidae
Product: DEP domain-containing mTOR-interacting protein-like
Exons: 9
Coding region: 110-1585 (491 amino acids)
Biological process (GO): intracellular signal transduction; regulation of signaling
Molecular function (GO): protein binding
Source: RefSeq, a predicted model, not a curated record
GAAGAAGAACAACUAAGCUUCAUCUCUCUUUCUCUAGACUGCUAAUUCUGUUGAUUUAUUUCCUAACCUAGCUACCUCUAUCUCCCCAAUUAAGGCAAACGGAGACACCAUGUCCGGAUAUGCCGGAGGUAUACGGAGCGACUUACCAGCUACAUACAGAGCUGCCCUGAACGACAGAUACAGUUUGCAGCCACCACUUCCACCAGUACCGACGAGCGAUAGGCCCUACAGCACACAGAGCUUCGACUAUUUCUUAUAUUCUCCACAAAGGCAAAGGAGGGAGUAUCAGUCUGAUAGCCUCACGAGAUCCAAUUCAUUUUCUUCCAUUUACACGAGGAGAGUAUACAGUGCCCAGCCCCGCCGAAUGGCUAAUACGAUAAGAGCAUCCAACCGUUCCGCCAUCCUUGCAGUAGGAGAGGAGCUACGCCAGCUACUGCACGCAGAAGAUGAUCCUCCAGUCUUGAAGGACAGGAGAUACCACCUAAAGACUUAUGCUACCUGUUUCAUUGGUCAUGAAAUGGUCGAUUGGCUCUUGAAGAAAGGUGAAGUGGAGAGCAGAUCAGAAGCUGUUGCCAUGAUGCAGAAACUGCUAGAGAAUGAAGUCAUUCAUCAUGUCUGUGAUGAUCAUGAUUUCAAAGAUGAGAAGCUAUUCUAUCGUUUCAGGAGAGAUGACAAUACUUAUGAGGAGCCACCAGAUGCUAUGAUAGUUGCUAAGGGCCAGAGAAUAUACAGCAGAUUAAAGACAGAUGGUAGCAACCUGAUACAAGACAGAAAGUAUCACCUCCAAACAUUCAAGCAGAGCUUCAUCGGGCGAGAGUUUGUGGAUUGGCUGAUAACAAGAGGAGAAGUGAGCACGAGAGAAGAGGGAACACAGUUAGGAAGACAGUUUGUUGAUGCAGGAGUAUUCAGACACGUUUGCGAUGAUCAUCAUUUCAAAGACGAGUACCUAUUCUUCAGAUUCAAGAACGACGACCCGAAAAGCCAAAAGACUUUUGGCAAGAGAGUAGGCGUCGCCAAGAGCCGAGGAAAGCGCCUAGGUUCCAUGAUCUCGUCCGAACAAGGUUCCGAAAACCGUAACUCUGAUAUCAGCUUUGAGUCUUCAAGUGCCAGCGAUCAGUACAUGUCAGGUGGUAGCACCUCCCCUCAGGAGAACGAUGAUGAAUACAUUGCUAUGCAGUCUGCCGUUGAUCCCGAGUACUUACAAAUGCAAGCACCUUCCGAGCCUACCUACAUCUCACCGGCUGACCCACCAACAUUCGGACAGCAGCAAUCUUACUCUGACAUAACCAUUGAAGAGCUAACGGACCCUAAUGGAAGAUUCAUCAAGAGAAGUGUUGAUAUUGUGAGCGAUCCCGUGGGAUAUGGUUUUGUAAUCAGAGGCUCAAGACCAGUUUAUGUACACACAGUUGAUCCUAGUGGACCAGCUGCCAGUAUAGGACUACAGGUUGGUGAGUACUUAUACUCGGUCAAUGGCCAGUAUGUAUUGGAUAAAUCACAUACUGACGUCGCUAGGAUCAUCCUGAUGGGAACGAGCACAGCUUACCUUGUAACCUUUAUAGAUAAAGAUAGAGUCCAAUCAUCAUAAUAAUAAACCGUCACAGUCAUAAUAUUAUAAUCAAUGUUGUUGUUGUUGUAAACAAGAUGUUUUGUUUGUGUAAACAUGUGCAUAUAUGUGUGUGUAUAUUAUUGUGUUAUUGUUGGAGUAAUUCGUUGCUCAUUUAAACUUUCUCUCUCAUUAUAAAUAUUUUAAUGUACCCGAUUAUAUAUAUAAUUAUGUAUUUUGUAAAAAAUAUCAUUGCAUUAAAUAUUAAGUAACUAUUAUAGUAAAUUAAGUAACUAUUCAAUAUAAAUAUUAGUUAACUAUUUA